AUGCAGACAACCACCAGUCUCGCAGCCGAUACAGACCACUUCCUUACUCAAAAUUAUGGAUUAGCAGCGGAUUUCCAGCCCCCACAGGACAAGAAUACUCUGAUGUUCAGAACGCCUGCUAGACUAUCCUGGCCACAACUCACAAUCUCCUCGGUACACCAACGGGACUGGAAGGUCAAGUCCUGUUUCCACAGAGAACGUCGAUUCCCUGGACAGAUGCUGGCGACAAUAACUCCAUUAGAUUUAUGGCCUGAAGCGACACUUGAUCUAUCGAAUACAACGCUCAGAGUGCUGUCGAACCCGCUAGUCAUCGUUUAUGACGGGCUUACUUUUGUCAUAAUGGACGACGGAAUGGUAUACGGUCUUUGCCACCCAGAUUUACGCGACACAAAUUCUAUCGCCGUGCCGCUACAUGACUUACUCCUUAUAUUUGCGAAGCCCAUGGGAAAAGCAAAGGUCCUUUCGCCAUUUCAAACAACAGUGAUGGCCGUUCUUUGGACCGUUAUCGAGUUCGAACAAUGGAGAGCAUCUCAAAGGUCUGUUUAUUUACACCUUGAAGGCUACGGGACCUACCUUCAGCUUUUGUUCAGCCUUUCCCCCGAGUAUGAGAUGAAAUUUCGAGUCAACGUCGAUAGGAGCGGAAAACCUGCACUCCUCGGUUAUGGCGAGGUUGAUGGGAUUAUCGAGAAUUUCUUGGUUUCAAAACGCCCUAGGCCAGAGGCUGCUUCUGGAGAGUGCUGCAAAAGAGGAAAACUUGACAUCUCCAACGGAGGACGACAAUCCUGUCUGAAUAGCUUGUCCUCAACUCCAGCCAUUGAAACCGCCAGUCCUAUACAAGACGCACCCUAUCCUCUCGGAGAUCUAAAAGAACGACUCAAUUGUUUGAGUCUUCAAGAGCUCUGUGACCACAAAGGAGGCGAUGAUUCAGAAGCUCAAUUGGCAGUAGAUCUAUACAGGCUCGUCUCCGAAGCGCUCCAUGGCAACCCGGUAGCAUCCAGCUUGCCAGGAGGAGAAUCCAUGCGAUCGUUGAUGAUUGGUCUAGCUCCUGAACCGUGGGUUCUGGAUGCGUUGAAGGCUCAGCCCAGCAUCGCCGUGGAGUACAUGCGGUUUACUGGUACGGUCGAAUGCGAUGUCAGAUGGGACAAGCUACCGAAAUACGAUUUGAUCAUAUUGUUGGACGCUGAACGAUGGCUGGGUCAGCCGUCUGAGUUCAUCAUGGGAGCAAAUCGACAACUAAAUCCAGGUGGCAUACUUGAGAUCCGUGGGCUAGGAAUGGCUUGUUUCACGAUCGGCUCGGCGAUGAAGCUGACUGUGAAUAUAAUGGGGACUUCUAGGUCCGACGACGACCUAUCUCGGACGGCACAUAGCUGGAAGAAAGCCCUCGAUACCGCUGGCAGCGAAGCUACCCUCACUCAAUUCGAGCUCAUAUUGAAACACAAAGAGGUGUAUCCGGGGGCAAAGAGCUGGCACGAUACGGAGAGCCUGGAACUGUUUUGCCGUUAUGUGGAGCUUUCACAGAACUUUGAUGAGGGCAGACAGAUACUACAGCGUGACGAUGUUCAUGGCUCAGUCAUGCACUUUGUUAUCAGAGGCAAAGCUAGGGUUCCUAUGGCUGACCAUACCGCCGCCGCCUCGACCCCUACUCUCGUCGGUACUUAG
This is a messenger RNA of Exophiala oligosperma, 1659 nucleotides long. RefSeq lists its product as uncharacterized. The record is from RefSeq and is a predicted model, not a curated record. Bases 1 to 1659 code for a protein of 552 amino acids. The transcript is spliced from 2 exons. Lineage: Eukaryota; Fungi; Ascomycota; Eurotiomycetes; Chaetothyriales; Herpotrichiellaceae.